UAGAGAUCACCUUUGAUAUUGGUCCUGCGAGUAAUACGGAGGGCCUCGCACGCGACCUGGACAAUCCCUACGCUCGUUCAAUGGUCAUCAUAACUGGUACUUUGACCACGUCUUACAAGCAACCCGUUACUCUGGUACACAGCUCAAUCUGGACAACAGUGUUCAAUUUCGAGGCUACUACAGUCGGAAACAUAAAGAAGGUAACAAACAUCUUCAAAGGGUCAUGGUAAGGAUACUAAGACUAAAAGGGGGCGCGGAAUAGGUGAAGGUUUUACCGGUUACAAUGGUGCUGUUCACCGGAACGACAAGCUGUGGCGUCAAUGGAGUAUUACUGUCAUUGGCGCUUCCUGUCAAAACUUGCGCUAGCACCGUAGAUGAAACCGAGUCGAAGAGAAGACUGAAUGUCACAGCGGAAGCGGUAUCCACUAUAUUAGCGACUUUGAUAAUGAGCUCGUUGGGUACUGUCGAUGUCUGUCGGAUUACGCUCCAAAACAACGUGCCAUCAGGGUCCGGUAAGGUGCUUGGUAUGUAUUCGUCCCCGCGGUUUUUGCUAAAGAGCUGUAAGACGGCAAAGUUAGAGGCAGUAAAUAUGAGGAAGCGACUGCUAUGUGCGACCUUCUGAGCAUAGUAGCUCGUUGAGAGAUAAACCGAUCCGGCGCUGACAGAUAUUCAAUCGAGAGUACAAAGAAACAGGACGAAACAUACUCAAAAGAGAUCAAGUUAGGAGGACGAGAGCGUAUCAGAAGAUCAAAACGACGAGGAAGAAGACUUGCGAUUUCUUAUGAGUGAUGAUUUCGAGAGGGAGCUAAACGAGGAGGACGAGUAUGAAGUACAGGAAAGCCCAGAGGAUGAAGAGGA
This is a messenger RNA of Desarmillaria tabescens, 858 nucleotides long. RefSeq lists its product as uncharacterized. NCBI's taxonomy places the organism in Eukaryota, Fungi, Basidiomycota, Agaricomycetes, Agaricales, Physalacriaceae. The transcript is spliced from 3 exons. The record is from RefSeq and is a predicted model, not a curated record. Bases 284 to 622 code for a protein of 112 amino acids.